AUUCAAUUCACACACAAACACGUAUUUUUUUUUUCGCUAAACCUUUGACCCGCCAUUAACGAGAUUUGUGUAUCAAAUUUGUAGAAAAAACAAGUUAUUUGAUUUGAUCCUUACAAACAACAGAAACUCAUUUUUGUUAUCUUUUGAUUGAGCUUUGAGUUCGUAUUUGAAGAGUUCAUGAUCAUCAGGCUUUAUACUUUUCAAAACUUGAAGCCUUUAUGUUGAAAAACUUGAUUAAUUUUAUCAACUGAUCUCCUUCAACAUCGAUUUAUCAAAACAUCUUAAAACUAUCGAAUUUACAACGACCAAAGACCUACAAGGAACCGCCAAACGAAAACCCCCAAGCGAACCUACUUAUUCACUAUGACACUCUCUACUCGACUUAUCACUCUUAUCACUCUCAUUGUCUCAACCUCAAUCUCUUACACACUCGCUCUUACUUGUCCUGAAGAAGCUCCAUUAGAAGAAUCACACGAUGGAUACUUUGAUCAGCUUACAUUGUACACAUUAUCAAAAACCAUUAGAACAAAGACAAAUCGUUCGAAUCUUACUAAUGGCACCAUUAUAUUCGAUAAUCUCUUUCUUCGGUUACCGAUACUACAAAGAAUACAUAUCAUUUGGGAUCAUCCGAGACUGUUACGAAGCAUUCGUCUUAGCUUCAUUUUUGAUUUUAUGUUUACUUUAUGUUGGACGUUCACCCUUAGAACAACGUGAAGUGAUGACACGUAAAGAGAAAACUAAACUUUCUUUUCCGUUCUGUUGUUGGUAUUUUAGACCUUCUAAACCUUACUUUCUGUUUGCUGUCAAAUGGAGUGUGAUGCAAUAUGUGAUCUUAAGACCGAUCAUUUCACUCGUUUCGAUUAUUACUAAUAGUUUUGAUGUCUUCUGUGGUGCUUCUUAUGAUUAUCGUUUUGCUAAUGUUUGGCUUACAGUUAUCACCUUCAUAUCUGUAUCUGUUGCACUUUAUGGGUUACUUUUGUUUUACCAUCUAGUAGCAGAUGAUCUAGCAGGCCAUAGACCAAUGAUGAAGUUUUUAUCUAUCAAAGUGGCUAUCUUCUUGGUCUUUUAUCAAACUUUUGUUUUCUCGGUUCUUAGUGGACUUGGUUACAUUAAAGCUACAAGGUCUUGGACAUCUGAUAAUAUUGCAGAUGGACUGAAUGCACUUUGUGUGACGAUCGAGAUGGCUAUCGUUAGUAUCGUUCAACUCUUUGCUUUUCCUUAUACAGAAUAUGCAAUUGUUAUUAAAGGUUCUGGAAAGGAUAAAACACCAUUUUGGUCUAGUUUUGCUCACUCACAAGAUUAUCGUGAUUUUCUUUAUGAUAUUACUUCUUCUAUUCGUUUCUUUAUUGAUAGAUGGAGAGGAAAAGCCUACACAAGAUCACCUAGUACACAACAACAAGGUCAUGCCCUCGAUUUCCAAGCAGCUUUUGGAUUAGGUAGAGGUCUGAGACAUGUGGGAGGAGGAUUAGCCGAAUUCGCUUUACCUAAAGUUCCAUUAGAACGUAGAUCUGAUGAAGAUGAAUUUGAUGAUGGAUCUGAAGAUUUCGAUCAGACUAAAGAAGCACAUCAUUUACAUCAUCAACAUACUUAUUCAUCUGUUUCUAAAGAUCAUAAUCAUCAUGAAGUUUAAACCAAAUUCCAGAAAAACCUAAUCACUUUUUGAAAACUUGGAAUGCAUCGUAAACUGAAAUUAUGACUUGGUUUCUUUCUUUUUGGUUGAAGUGUGGGUUCGUUCUACUUGGAUUGUUCUUUGAUUUUUUUUUGUUUUGUAAUAGAUUUUUGUACGCAUCAAUAUCUUUUUUUUUCUUUUUUCAUUCUUUAUCACUCUUCUGGAAUAGAAACCAUCUUUUUCUUAUCUUUCAAUUAGACUUUUUCUUUUUUUCUAUUCAAGCUUUUGAGCAUGGUUCUUUUUCUCUCUCUUUCUCUCUCUUACCUUUUAAAUUCUCUAGAAUAGUUUUUUUUUCUUAUCUGUUUUUUUUGCAAUUUUUAAAUCAAGAAAUCAAUUACAGUAUGUUUUGUUUUUCUCAUGCUGGUCAUUUUUUUCUCUUUUGCAAAAUGUUUAAUUUUAUGUCUGUUUUUUUUCUUUGGUUUUUUGGAAUUGUUAACAUUUUGUAAUUAAUCUUGCAUACAAUGAAUCCUAUUAAAAUUUCAUCCC
This is a messenger RNA of Melampsora larici-populina 98AG31, 2155 nucleotides long. RefSeq lists its product as uncharacterized. Lineage: Eukaryota; Fungi; Basidiomycota; Pucciniomycetes; Pucciniales; Melampsoraceae. The coding region runs from base 476 to 1630 and encodes 384 amino acids. Gene Ontology annotation, molecular function: transporter activity. Gene Ontology annotation, biological process: transport. The record is from RefSeq and is a predicted model, not a curated record. The transcript is spliced from 7 exons.